Messenger RNA from Micropterus salmoides (largemouth bass), 2224 nucleotides. RefSeq names its product neuronal calcium sensor 1b (gene ncs1b). NCBI's taxonomy places the organism in Eukaryota, Metazoa, Chordata, Actinopteri, Centrarchiformes, Centrarchidae. Bases 334 to 906 code for a protein of 190 amino acids. The transcript is spliced from 10 exons. The record is from RefSeq and is a predicted model, not a curated record. Gene Ontology annotation, molecular function: calcium ion binding; calcium sensitive guanylate cyclase activator activity.
CACGGACGGCCAUCCGCGCAGCAGCGAGUCGCUCCGGAACUCGGCGGAAGGUAGACAACGUUGAACAGCGGCUCUCCGCUUUGGGACUGACUGGACGGCGACUUUCCGCCCCUGUAAAUCCCGAAGUCGCUUUAUAUAGAAAAGCUUUUAUUUAUUUCAAGUGUCUAAGUAAUACCCAGGACCACAAAAGCAAACACAAGAUGGUGAAUACCAGCGUGGCAUCCAUCAGAAGGACAUCACUGGCCAUGGACACAGGGAACAGAUGUUUGCAGUGAAGAGCAGCAGACUGGAGAGGAGGUAGUAACAGGUGCUGCGUGAGGAGAGCUGAAGAUCAUGGGUAAAUCAAACAGCAAGCUGAAGCCAGAGGUGGUGGAGGAGUUGACAAGGAAAACCUACUUUACAGAGAAAGAGGUGCAGCAGUGGUACAAAGGCUUCAUUAAAGAUUGUCCAAGUGGGCAGCUGGAUGCUGUGGGCUUUCAGAAGAUAUAUAAGCAGUUCUUUCCUUUUGGAGAUCCCACAAAGUUCGCCUCCUUUGUCUUCAACGUAUUUGAUGAAAAUAAGGAUGGACGCAUCGAGUUCUCUGAAUUCAUCCAGGCCUUGUCUGUGACUUCCCGGGGAACUCUAGAUGAGAAGUUGAGAUGGGCUUUUAAAUUAUAUGACCUUGAUAAUGAUGGCUACAUCACCCGAGAUGAGAUGUUGAACAUCGUAGAUGCCAUAUAUCAGAUGGUGGGGAACACUGUGGAGCUGCCAGAAGAAGAAAACACACCAGAAAAGCGCGUGGACCGUAUUUUUGCAAUGAUGGACAAGAAUGCAGAUGGGAAGCUGACUCUGCAGGAGUUUCAGGAGGGUUCAAAAGCAGACCCUUCUAUUGUUCAGGCAUUGUCACUCUAUGAUGGACUUGUGUAGGAAUGUAAGGUUCCAUGACACCACUUACUGUCAUCUAUUUGCUGGUGAUCAUUCUUACAAGUUCUCAGAUGGAUCCAAAUCAGCAUCCUCUUGCACGUUACACGCCAAUCCAGCUCCAUCACACCUGUAACAGGAGGAAGCCACUUUUAACUUGCUCACCCAGAUGCAGACUGCAAACUUGUGUCGCACAGCCAUACGGCAUCUGUGUCAAGUAGCUGUUUGUCCACAUUUCCAGUAAGGAUUGUAAAGAAAUAUAUCCUCUGAUGUGACGUGGAAUUCAAACAUGUCAGCAAAACCGUCAUUUAUCUGUGCUUCUGCAGCUGUGUGGCACCGCGUACACACUUGAGUGUUGUGGACUGUGUAGGAGCAUUUCUGCAAGCGCAGUGUUGUGAUUUCCCAAUGGACAGACCCAGGAACUGAAUUCCCUCUGAGAUGUUAGUGUGCAUCUUGUUCACAUACUGUAAAACAGGGGAUGCACGAGAGCCACCCAGAGGAACUGUGCUGCUGCAUCAUCACCACAUGGAGAGACUCUAAACCCGGGAGAAUCUGGCGUGUUACUUGGUGAUAACGUGAACACUAACUUAAAGUUACAAAGCAGUAAAGUAUAUAUUGUAUAAUGUAAAUAUAACGGUAAUUUAUUUUCUGCUUUGCUGCAUUUAUGGGAAUUUUACUCAUAAGUAUGGAAUGAAGUUUUAUUUUUUAUCAAAGGUGUUUAAAAUGUAUUGCACUGUAUUUUUCAUUAUUAUUGUGGGAUUGUUUUUUCCCUCACAUUCUGAAGUUUCCUUUUCCUGGGAGAACAGGGUUUUUGUGUGUUGAAAGAGCGAGGAGUUUUCUAUAGAUUGUUUACUAUGUUUGCAGUCUGUGCAUCCUAUUGUGUUUUCACUUCCCCGUCAGCACGAGCUUCUAGUGUCUGCAGUGUUGCACAGCCACAUCCUGAACAACAUGACCAAGCAACACAGUGAAUUCUCCCACAUCUGAAUUGAGGCUCAUUAUGUCUUUUGAAAGCAUCGUACUCCACCCUCAGCACACACAAAGCUCUGGUCAUUAAGAGGCACAAACAGACAUCAAUUCUGGUUGUAAAGCUUUUGCGAGCUCUGUGGUUGCAUUUGUCCACGUUGUAUUUGUCCUGUGCGAGGCCACAGCAUGUGAUGAUGCCUUUUUUUCACUUUUGGAUUAUUUUAGAUACAUCAUUAAGAUGUUUGAUCAGCUUCACUGAUUUUAUGCCUUAUGCAAAUGAUAAUUUAUUAAAUGAUAAAUGUCAUUACCUGUUGAUUAACAGUAUAAGAGCACAGAAUAAAACGCAUUUAAGUGGCCAACA